This is a messenger RNA of Capronia coronata CBS 617.96, 1962 nucleotides long. RefSeq lists its product as uncharacterized. NCBI's taxonomy places the organism in Eukaryota, Fungi, Ascomycota, Eurotiomycetes, Chaetothyriales, Herpotrichiellaceae. The record is from RefSeq and is a predicted model, not a curated record. Bases 1 to 1962 code for a protein of 653 amino acids. The transcript has a single exon.
AUGAGUUCAUCCAAACGUGCCGCCAAACCUCCAUCCUUGACCUCAACUCCGGCUCGUCGAUCCUCUUCCUCUUCAUCAUCCUCUACCACCCGCACAACAUCUCCUGGUUCGACCCUUACCGAAGUGCUGCGCAAGAAUCCGUUCCGAGCAGGCUCCAAGGAGUCUCUCAUCCGUGCAGCAGAGCAAGAUGCGUCCGUAUCCUUGAAUAAGGACUUGUUGAUUCUCGCCGAGUUCUUCCCCGAUGUCAAAGUCGAAGUCCUUCGCGAGCUGCUGCUGCGGUUCGACGGCGACAGCAGGCUGCCAAUAUGUACCGAACAGCUUCACAAGUACAAGGCGGAAUGGGCUAAGGGCCGCUUGAACGUGCCGCCACGAGGCAUGGACGAUCCGAUUCCUACAGAGGAAAUGUUCCGAACGAAAGACUACAUCGACGGGGUCAAGUGGGCGGUCGGGCGUGAGUUCAGCGGACUGAGCAAGAGUGCAGUGGACGCAGUCCUUGCGGAAGCGAAUUUCUCGUACACCAAUGCUCGACCGAUCCUACAAGGGCUGGCAAACAAAUCGUGGAAAGUGGCGCUGACGAGCAUAUUCAAGAAGAAGAGGGCUCAGGAUGAGACGCCAUCUUCGCUGUUGGAUAGGACGAAGGCGGACCCAGGAGGACCCAGGCUACUUGCUUCUGGCUCCGAAGAACUUGACCACGAACUGGCGGCGCUUUUCGUGCACCCCGCGCAGUCGCAGCGAUCGAAGGACCAGCAGACCGUUGACCUCGAAUUUGCUCAGGCACUCAAUUUGCAAGAAGCCCAGGAAGCCAGUGCUUUGUUCGAAUGCCAGGUCUGUUACAACGACGUGCCGUUCGAAGAUGCAUCAAUAUGUACUCAAUCGGACCAUAUCAUCUGUUUAGACUGUGUCCGGCGAGCGCUGCACGAGGCCAUCUUCGGACAAGGCUGGGCGAAGUCCGUCGACGUGGAACACGGCGCCUUGAAAUGCCUGGCCAGUGAUACCUGCGAUGGCCGGAUCCCUCAAUCUCUCGUGCGACGGGCCGUCCUUCGUGAGAAAUCCGGGUCUGGGACAUGGUCACGAUUCGAGGACCGUCUGGCGCAACACAACCUGCAACAGUCCGGCCUACCGAUCCUGCGAUGCCCGUUUUGCUCGUACGCCGAAGCGGAGCAGAUCUACGACCGCAACUCGGUCGCAAGUACAUUGACGUGGCGCAUACGCAGACCCACGGGCAUCAAUACACUCACGCUGAUCCUCCUACUGGAACUCAUCCCCGCCUUAAUGUUCCUCUUGAUUCCAUUCCUGGUUCUCUUCCCCCACUACUUCAUCGCGAUCUUCUACACGGCGCUGGCCAAUCUGGCUCUCCAGAAACGCACGACGCGCUUCGUCUGCCGCCGACCAGGCUGCUCGCGCAAAUCGUGCCUCAAGUGCCUGAAAGCAUGGCACGACCCGCACGUCUGCCACGAGCCGCUGAUCGUAUCGCUGCGCACGACGGUGGAAGCGGCGCGCACGGCGGCCAUCAAACGCACCUGUCCGCGCUGCGGCACCAGCUUCGUCAAGUCGUCCGGCUGCAACAAACUCACCUGCGUGUGUGGUUACAGCAUGUGCUACCUGUGCCGCAAGAACAUCGGCAAGGCCGGCUCUUCGUCCCACUUCGAGGGCGGCGGCGAAGGCUACCGUCAUUUCUGCGAGCAUUUCCGCCCCACCCCGGGCGUCAAGUGCACCGAGUGUGACAAGUGCGAUCUCUAUCGUGCUGAAGACGAGGAUCUUGAAGUCCGCCGCGCUGGCGAAGAGGCCGAACGCCUCUGGAGGGAGAGGGAGGGCAUGGUCGGCGUCAAGGGCCUCGAGGAUGCCGUCGGUAAUGUCGCCGGCGAAGAUACUCUCUGGAAACGCUUUUGGGAUGGCAGGUGGACGGUCCAGGGCGUCGUGGAUGCCGUUGUCGAACGAUGUGUUGUGGUCGACAUUGACUGA